Laetiporus sulphureus 93-53 is the source of this 2327-nucleotide messenger RNA. RefSeq lists its product as uncharacterized. Bases 245 to 1981 code for a protein of 578 amino acids. Lineage: Eukaryota; Fungi; Basidiomycota; Agaricomycetes; Polyporales; Laetiporaceae. The record is from RefSeq and is a predicted model, not a curated record. The transcript has 12 exons.
UACGGGUCCACACUUUCAUAAGGACCUGAUUCAAAAGUUUGAUUUGACGCGUACAUCAAGGACUUGCUCGUCAUCAUCAUCGACUCGACGCUGACCCUCACCCACACUCGAAGACGCAGAAGAGGAGAUAAACGAACGAAUUAUUGUUUGCAUUUGGAAAGAAAUAGGCUGGCUACUCAAUCAUUGUCAACUCGCUUCAGAAAGGCUUGAAGCUACUGUUGGAGAUCCUGGCCACACUGCAGCUAUGACAACACCAAAGGCGAUAUAUUCCUCACAGAGCAGGCAAAAGGAAUGCAGCGUCGAGCAGGCGGUAGACAAGGUGCUUGAAAUUGUACGACUUCUUCAUGGGCCGAACUAUCUACGGGAAGAUAUCGAAUGGGCUGCCAGUAUUCCGACAGGGGAGCAAAUCAUUCGAUGGGUAGCGUCUCAAGUGGAUGAUGUUUUCGUAAAUGCGCAAGGACACCCUCAGUCAUUUCAGCUACGGCUUACAGCUUCUUUGGAAGCAAUUGCGUUAUACGACGAAGAAACACAAAGACCGUUGCACACUGUCCGAUCAAAGGCUCCAGGAGAAGACAUAGAACCUAACAGUUCAGACAAAUCGUUGACCUCCCCACGAUUGCGAGCAAGUACGGAAACAAUGGAAGCUGAGACCGAGCUUCUUCAGGAAGAGACUAAGCUUCUACAGCACCGGGUGCGGAGAGCGAAGUUGGCAUCCAAACAGCUUCAUAAUACGAUUAGCACCCUGCGAACCGAACUCCAGGAUACGUCAAAGAAACUAUGCCAACAAGAAGAGCAUCUGGGAGAUAUCUCAUUGCAGGCGGAUACAUCAAUAGUGAACUCUGUGGCUCAUGCGAAUAAACUGCUCGAAGAUGUGGGCUCCAGUAACGUAGCUGAUGACAUCUUUAAGCUCCGAGACGGCCUAUCCUCCCUGACGGAAUUGCGCUCGAAUUUAGUCGACUCGGCCAAACAGCGGCUCGCAGCGGUGGACGAGGCUUAUUCCUUACUGCCUGGACCUGUCGAGAUCCCUCAAGAAGCGGAAACAUUGCAAGAGCGAUUGCAAGAUCUACUGUUCAACAUCGCGGCUCAGUCUGAACGAAAUUCAGAAAGCCCGGACCUUGACGUUCUCGCUCAGUCCUACUGCCUGGAAUUACAGAGGAUUUCCGAGAACCUCGAAGCCGCGCAAGAUGUAGAAGGUAGACGUGCCGCGUUGAGAAGCGUUCUCUCUCAUGCUGAUGUUGACGCCGUCUCCGACCUCGAUGACGAAAACGUCGCCGAGAUCGGCGUGGACGUUGGCAAUGAGCUCGAACGAGCAUGGAGACUUGACCAGAAGGCAUUGCUACUUGCUAGAGAAAAGUGCUUGGAUGAGACAAUCGAAGCUUUCGGACGUGAUCUGCUGCCACCGUUACAAAACCUUUUCGAGAAGCUAUCGGAAUGCAGCGAAAAUGCGUUUGAAGCGGAAGCACUCGUCCGGACACUGACUGAAGAGCUCAAAGGCAUCCUCGAUGAUGUCGACGCUGCCACGGAAGCCGACACGACGGUCAAGGUUUGGUCAGACUUGUCAGCCGGCACUAUCCUCGAGUCUGAGUUGGUCGAAUUGCUCAAGCGUAAGCAAAAUCUUCGAAGUCAAGAUGCAGGGCCCCUUGUUCUCCUGGAUCGAACCGACUUGGAGAAGGAAUUACAUGAGGUUUCGGAGAGGUUGCAUGCUGCAGAGGAUGCCGAAAUAGAAUGGUCAUCCUCUCUCCCUUCGAGACUGUCUGAGCUGACUGGCGCUCAUGCUUCCUUGAUCUCCACCAUAUACGCCUAUUCGCCUGUGAACACAUCUCCACCAUUCUCCCUCCCUCCUUCCCUGCAAACUCUCGAGAACGAAGCAGCCGGAGAAGCGAAGCGCCUUAGUGCAAGCAUUUCGAGGCUGCAGAAGGAUGUCGAGCUCAGCGACCGCGACAGGAAGAAACUGAGCACGUUUAUAAAAAGGUGGCGUUAAUUGCUGGCUGGGGGUGUACAUCAAGCAUACGAGAAGGGAAAAUGUGAAGACGUAUUCCUCUUAAGGUGUCAGGUUGCGGAGCCGCAGCGAUAUCCCCAUACUGUCGAUGUGACCAGGAAGGCGUCGUUUGGCCUAGAGAGACUGCGCAUCUGAUUGACUCUGGGCACGACCGCCAGUUGGUUGGAUCAUGUUGGCAGUGUCUCUCUAUCUGAUCGACACCCUCGUCAAAUUGACCAGUUAUAUCUCGCUUGUUCUUGUCCCUUUUGCAGUCUGGUAUUUUUUCCUCCUCAAUUUGUACAUUAGAGCAGCUGCAUAGGUUGAAAAUUAGGAUUCUCGUGAUAGCGCA